UUACCCGUCGACGUUUCUCAACGCACGACGCGUACAUUUUCCUACGUUUUGACAGUUUUAAUUAAGUGUAAAAAUUGCGAAAUAAAUUUUUCGCACGCGUGGUGUUUGGUGGAUCGCAUUUUAAAACUUAUACCAUUUUUUACUGGAGCGUUAAUUCCUCGUUAGGGAAUCAAAGGGGUUUAAUUUCGCGAGGAAAUAAUCAAAAGAUUUCUGGACGUUCCAUUUGUUAUCAAGAAAAAGAAAUCGGGUUUUCAGCUAUUAAAGGGAUUAAGGAUCGAUAGAAAGGAACGAGACGAUCUUUUGUGGAAUUUUAAUCAAAUCAUGAAAAAAUAUCGUCAGAUAAAGUGACGGUGAAAAUUCUUGUAUGUAUCUGCGAUAAUGCUGUGCAACGUGCUACAACUGGAAGAUAUAUCUUUAAUCUUCGUCUGUGAAUUUUCUACGUGUGAUGACGAACGAGAAAAUGAGAGAAGGCAAAAUUAAAAUGAUAAAAGUGUGUGGAGAAAAUUAAAUACUAGAAAUGAUCUUAUUCUCUGUGACACAUGACUUAAAAGUGCCGCUGGCCUUCGUCAAACGUGCAAUAUAUGCGACCUUAUCCAACAAAUUUUAUCAAAUUGACAUGUGAAUUAUGCGUUCCGAGAAAGAACUGGGAAUUCUCGAUGGAUAAUCACUUUGCCUAUGGCAUUCGAUUCCAUACUCUGUGAUUUACACUGAUCUGGUCUAUAUUAAUAACGACGUCAUAUCAAUGAGUCUGGAGAAUGGCGAAUAAUAUUGCAAUGUGUUUUUUAAACUGAUGUAUUUUGCACAUUGCGACCGACUAAGCUGAUUUCUUGAAACGACGAGCAUCGAAGGAAGCUUUUUUUCGGUCAAUAUUAUCUCACAAUCGAGAGCAAUCAUGUUCGUGUUUCAAAAAUUAUGGAGUAAAGAUUUGAGAUGUCAACAAAUACCGGGGACGAUCGGCGGCCUAUCGCGAUUCCGAAGAUCAGCAUCGCCGACGGACUGGUCGAACCUAACAUUCUACGAUUACCAAAAUCACAGUCUUGACACGAUUUUCGACAUAGAAGAGGAAUCGAAUAGCUUUUGCCCCUCGCUCUACUUUCUUCUGGAUUUCUGUCAUCUGUACUACAUACCAUCCAUUAUCUUAUUGGGCUUGGUAGGCAACCUGUUGUCAUGCGUGGUUUUCCUUAAGACGCAUUUAAAGCUACGUAGCUCCAGUUACUACUUGGCGGCAUUAGCAACCGCCGAUUUUAGCUUUCUCAUGUCCCUGCUUCUCGUCUGGCUUAAUAGCACGAUCGGAUGGAAAGUCUUUAACAAUAAUGGCUGGUGCGAAACUUUGGUGUAUGUAAGCGCAGUUUGCAGUUCACUUAGUGUUUGGCUAAUCGUCGCUUUCACCGUCGAGCGAUUUAUCGCCGUACAGUAUCCACUGCAUCGACCGCAUAUGUGCACCGUAGCGCGUGCAAAGACCAUCAUUCUGAUAUUAACGAUCCUCGCUUUAGUCAGUCACUCGUACUCCUUCAUUACUGCUGGGGUAGUAAAAAAUCAGGGCGGAGACGAGGUGUGCGAAUUGAAGAUUGAGUACCUAGAAACUAUGCACAUCAUUAGCAUUAUCGACAGUAUAGCGAGUCUGAUCGUGCCACUUGUACUCAUCAUCGUGAUGAAUACCAUGAUUAUGAGAAAUCUUCUGAAGUUUGGCAGGCGAUUCAAUCAGGAGCCCGGUUACACUGCAAAUUGUCCCAACAGGGAGAAAUCUGACAUCAAUCUUAAUCAAAUCCCGAGUGCCAAUAGCAGCAAUAACGGAGGCGCCGGAAAUAUGAACCUGGUUUCGCUCGUGGGCACGAAUGGGACUCGAAGACCACCCUCUCAACAAUCAUCGUUUCAUUCGUCUAAGAACCAUUCCCGGCAUCAACCUACAUCUGCUCCGCCGUCGACACCGCGGAACGCCUGUCAGAUGACCGAAAUAGAAGCUCCGUGUAUACACGUUAGGUCAUCUUGUCGGAAUCUCGGAUCGACUAGAUUUAAUCAAGAGAGCAUCACUAAAAUGCUCGUGCUUAUUAGUACGGUCUUCAUAUUGCUUAAUUUACCGAGCUAUGUGAUUCGUCUAUGCGUGUUCUUUUUUGCGCUAGCAAAGAAGGAUACACCGGAGACACUCUGGUGUCUUCAACAGUUCUUCAUGCUGCUCUAUUAUACAAACUUCAGCAUCAAUUUCCUUUUAUAUGCAAUGUGCGGCAUCACGUUCCGUCGGUGUCUGGAGCAGAUACUGCGUAGGAUUCUAAAGAGUAUGACUCGGUAUCAUUGCAGUCCACAAAGGGAAUCAGUAAGCCCGUGAAACAUCAACGCUCUUUGACCGAUGAUUCUCCUUUAUCCGUGUUUGGUUUCAACUGAGAUUUUAGUCGAAAUCCUCGAGGCUUUUGGACGUAAAUCCAAGGAUAAAUCUAAGAUGAUCCUAUUUGCCUGAAUCGCCUUGAAAGGGCGCACCAUUUCACCAGACGCGAUACGCAUCUGUGACUUUAAGCUCGACGUCGAUAACAAGAUGACGGAUUUAAAAAAAUUUUGUCAAAAAAUAAGAAAAAUGUUGCUGUAAAACUCGAAACGAUAUAAAUAUUUGACUGACAUAGAUAGGAUUCUUGAAUU
Acromyrmex echinatior (Panamanian leafcutter ant) is the source of this 2628-nucleotide messenger RNA. RefSeq lists its product as uncharacterized. Gene Ontology annotation, molecular function: G protein-coupled receptor activity. NCBI's taxonomy places the organism in Eukaryota, Metazoa, Arthropoda, Insecta, Hymenoptera, Formicidae. Gene Ontology annotation, cellular component: plasma membrane. The record is from RefSeq and is a predicted model, not a curated record. Gene Ontology annotation, biological process: G protein-coupled receptor signaling pathway.